AUACCAGCCCGACGCCCAAGCCGCACAUCAAAAAGUGAAAGUAAGGCGGCUGUUUGUGAGAGAGAUCUUUAGCUUUAUUUUACCAAAAAAAUAUCCAAAUAUGCGUGAAAUUGUACAUCUCCAAGCUGGACAGUGUGGAAACCAGAUCGGUGCUAAGUUUUGGGAGGUGAUCUCGGACGAGCAUGGCAUCGACCCUACUGGAACUUACCACGGUGAUUCUGACCUGCAGCUUGAAAGGAUCAAUGUCUACUAUAAUGAAGCUACUGGAGGCAAAUAUGUUCCACGAUGUGUAUUGGUCGAUCUAGAGCCAGGAACAAUGGACUCCGUUCGUUCUGGUCCUUUUGGACAGAUUUUCCGUCCAGACAACUUUGUCUUUGGACAAAGUGGUGCUGGAAAUAAUUGGGCAAAAGGCCAUUACACCGAGGGAGCAGAAUUAGUGGAUUCCGUCCUUGAUGUAGUCAGAAAGGAGGCUGAAAGCUGCGACUGUCUACAAGGAUUUCAGCUCACACACUCCCUAGGUGGCGGAACGGGUUCUGGCAUGGGUACACUUCUAAUUUCCAAGAUCCGUGAGGAGUACCCAGAUAGGAUCAUGAACACCUUCAGUGUUGUGCCUUCACCAAAGGUGUCAGAUACCGUUGUUGAACCUUACAAUGCAACUCUGUCAGUCCAUCAGCUGGUAGAAAACACUGAUGAGACGUACUGUAUCGACAACGAGGCAUUGUACGAUAUCUGCUUUAGAACUCUGAAGCUUACCACCCCAACCUAUGGAGAUCUCAACCAUCUUGUAUCUGCCACCAUGAGCGGUGUGACAACUUGCCUGCGAUUCCCAGGACAGCUUAAUGCUGACUUGAGGAAAUUGGCUGUCAACAUGGUACCAUUCCCACGUCUCCACUUCUUUAUGCCUGGCUUCGCUCCAUUGACCAGCCGUGGAUCCCAGCAAUACCGUGCUCUAACUGUACCUGAAUUGACACAACAGAUGUUUGAUGCCAAGAACAUGAUGGCUGCAUGUGAUCCACGUCAUGGCCGUUACCUGACGGUUGCUGCCAUGUUCCGAGGCCGCAUGUCCAUGAAGGAGGUUGAUGAACAGAUGUUGAAUGUGCAGAACAAGAAUAGCUCGUACUUUGUUGAAUGGAUCCCCAACAAUGUGAAGACUGCUGUAUGUGACAUCCCACCAAGAGGACUCAAGAUGUCAGCCACUUUUAUUGGUAACAGUACCGCCAUCCAAGAACUGUUCAAGAGAAUCAGCGAGCAGUUUACGGCUAUGUUCAGGAGAAAGGCUUUCCUUCAUUGGUAUACUGGCGAGGGUAUGGAUGAGAUGGAGUUCACUGAGGCUGAGUCCAACAUGAACGAUUUGGUGUCAGAAUACCAACAAUACCAAGAUGCAACAGCUGAAGAGGAAGGAGAGUUUGACGAGGAGGAAGAAGAAGGCGAGGCUGCAUAAAUAUUUAUCCCUCAAGAAAAUUCUUAAACUUAUUUUGUGCUGAACCUAGAGUGCUAUAUGAGUAGAGAGCAUGACUUUUAACCUGUGUUUUGGUUUGUUUAUAUUACCUGAAUCUUUUAUCACUUAAAAUAAUGCUAUACAAAGUUUUAAUUUUUAAGUGAGUACAGAAUUUAUUCGUUGAAGAAAUAUAUAUAUUUAUAGCCUGUGGAUAUUAAAUGUCCGUUGAGUUGAGGUACUUAUUACAUGGAUAAAACUACUUCCUUUGUUAAUAAGCAGUUUGGAAAGACAGUAUUAUAAUAAAGAGUGAACUCGGUUGUGUUUAUUGAAA
Actinia tenebrosa (Australian red waratah sea anemone) is the source of this 1769-nucleotide messenger RNA. RefSeq names its product tubulin beta-4B chain. Lineage: Eukaryota; Metazoa; Cnidaria; Anthozoa; Actiniaria; Actiniidae. Gene Ontology annotation, biological process: microtubule-based process. Gene Ontology annotation, cellular component: microtubule. The record is from RefSeq and is a predicted model, not a curated record. Gene Ontology annotation, molecular function: GTP binding; GTPase activity; structural constituent of cytoskeleton.